AUGGCGAAGAAGAAAGAGAAGAAGGUGAACGUCUCCGGCAAGCCGAAGCACUCUCUCGAUGUUAACCGCAGCAAUGACGCGAAGAAGGAGACGCGCUCCGCCGCCACCGUUCGCCGGCUCAAGAUGUACAAGACUAGGCCCGUGCGCGACCGAAAAGGAAAAGUCCUCUCCAACGAGUUUCAGUCCAAGGAGCUUCCCAGCACACGAAUCCAACCCGAUCGCCGAUGGUUCGGGAACACGCGUGUUGUGAAUCAGAAGGAGCUCGAGUUUUUUCGAGAAGAGCUGCAGAGCCGCAUGUCGAGUAAUUACAAUGUGAUUCUUAAGGAGAAGAAACUUCCGCUGUCGCUGCUUAAUGAUCACCAGAAGCAAGCUAGGGUUCACCUGCUUGAUAGAGAGCCUUUUGAAGAUGCGUUUGGACCUAAGACAAAAAGGAAGCGCCCCAGUCUCUUGGCGGCUGACUACGAGUCCUUGCUGAAGAAAGCUGAUGGUUCUCAAGAUGCUUUUGAACAGAAGUAUGGUUCUAGUGUAUCUGGAGAAGCUGACGAUGGAGAUGGAUUUAGAGAUCUAGUGCGGCAUACCAUGUUUGAAAAGGGUCAAAGUAAACGCAUAUGGGGUGAACUUUACAAAGUGAUAGAUUCUUCAGAUGUUGUUGUCCAGGUUCUGGAUGCAAGGGAUCCACAAGGCACAAGAUGUUACCAUUUAGAGAAGCAUUUGAAGGAAAAUUGUAAGCACAAACACAUGGUGCUUUUAUUGAACAAGUGUGAUCUAGUUCCUGCUUGGGCAACUAAAGGAUGGCUUAGAGUUUUGUCCAAAGAGUUUCCAACUCUUGCAUUCCAUGCAAACAUUAACAAGUCCUUUGGAAAAGGUUCUCUUCUAUCUGUACUAAGACAAUUUGCACGAUUGAAACGGGAUAAGCAAGCCAUAUCUGUUGGAUUUGUUGGAUAUCCAAAUGUUGGGAAGUCGUCUGUAAUCAAUACUUUGCGUACAAAGAAUGUCUGCAAGGUUGCACCAAUUCCAGGGGAAACGAAAGUCUGGCAGUAUAUAACUCUUACAAAGAGAAUCUUUUUAAUUGAUUGUCCAGGUGUAGUCUACCACAAUAAUGAUUCUGAAACAGAUGUUGUGUUGAAGGGUGUGGUGCGUGUAACUAAUUUGAAAGAUGCAGCAGACCAUAUAGGUGAGGUUUUGAAACGCGUGAAGAAAGCACAUUUGGAGAGAGCAUAUAGAAUAAAAGAGUGGGAUGAUGAAAAUGACUUCUUACUGCAGCUUUGCAGAGCCAGUGGCAAGCUUCUGAAGGGUGGUGAGCCUGACCUGAUGACUGGAGCAAAGAUGGUACUUCAUGACUGGCAGAGGGGUAGAAUUCCAUUUUUUGUUCCUCCUCCUAGGCAGGAUGAAGCGUCUGAGGAACCUAAUGUUAAUGGUGUUGACAUAGAUGAUGCUGUUGAUAGCAAUGAGGCAUCUGCUGCUAUCAAGGCUAUCGCAGAUGUUCUUUCGUCACAGCAGCAAAUAAGUGUUCCUGUGCAAAAGGAUUUAUAUAGUGAGAAUGAGUUGAAGGGGGAAGGGACUGACCAACUUCCUAACCCCAACGAAGACGAAGGUAUUCGGACUCCCAAUAAUAACACAUCUGAACAGGAUUCAGCUACUAAGAUUCCUUCUGAGUCAUAA
Sphenostylis stenocarpa is the source of this 1662-nucleotide messenger RNA. The record is from the annotation of a GenBank genome assembly. Lineage: Eukaryota; Viridiplantae; Streptophyta; Magnoliopsida; Fabales; Fabaceae.